Rhinichthys klamathensis goyatoka is the source of this 1616-nucleotide messenger RNA. RefSeq names its product putative nuclease HARBI1. The transcript has 2 exons. Lineage: Eukaryota; Metazoa; Chordata; Actinopteri; Cypriniformes; Leuciscidae. Bases 214 to 1542 code for a protein of 442 amino acids. The record is from RefSeq and is a predicted model, not a curated record.
AGGCCAAUUUAUACUUCUGCGUCGAGUGUACGCCGUAGUGUACGGCGUAGGCUACGCACGUAGGCGACGCCGUCAUGAGCAUUUAUACUUCUGCGUUUAGGUCUGCGUUGCUCUGCAGUACAGCGCCGAAACGCUAGUUGGCGGCGGAGGGUUUUAAUGUUCCACUGCGUUUAGAUUCCUCGCGGCUGUUUUGAGUUUAGGUUACUACACGCAAUGGCGACUGAAAGAGAGCGGAUCUUGUUGGAGUUGGAGCUUAUGGAGGUGGAAAAGCAGUUAAUUUUAGUGAAAAUACUAAAACUAAAAGGCAGAAACGAGAGAAGACGUCGGAGGAGAUGGUACGUGCGGCCCGUGAACCGGUUGAGGCAGAAGGAGGGUGAAUUUUCUGUGCUUGUCCGGCCACUGAGAGACAUGGACGAGGAAAUGCACUUCAGAUAUUUCCGAAUGUCGGCCGGUAGAUUCGAUGAUUUGGUUCGUCGUGUGCAGCCAUUUAUCAUACAUCAGUGUACGCACAGUAUGCCUGUAGACAUUACGCAGAGACUGGCAAUCACCCUUCGUAUUUUAGCUUCAGGUGGAAGCCAACAGGCUGUAGCAGCUAGCUACAAACUGUCGUCAAGCACAGUGUCUUCCAUAGUGACCGAGGUAUGUAAAUCUUUGUGGAAAGCACUGCAGCCAGAGUUUCUUCCCUGUUCUUCAGUCGCCCAAUGGGAAAACAUUGCUGCUGAUUUUUGGCGACUGUGGAACUUUCCGAACUGUGUUGGCAGCGUCGACGGAAAGCAUGUCAACAUAAAAGCACCACCGCACGCCGGGAGCGACUACUACAACUACAAGGGCGCACACUCCAUUGUUCUGAUGGCUACUUGUGACGCCAGGUAUCGCUUCACCAUGGUGGAUGUGGGGGGAUACGGACGGGAAAGUGAUGGUGGUGUCUUCAAGGAGAGCCGAUUUGGUUCUAGGCUUCUUGAAUACAAACUGAACCUGCCCCCACCAGCCAAUCUUCCUGGAACAGGAGUCAAAAUCCCACAUGUGAUAGUUGGUGAUGCUGCAUUCCCCCUACACAACAACCUCAUGCGUCCCUUUCCAGGGAUAAACCUACCCAUGGAUAAGCAGACCUACAAUUACCGUCACUCCAGAGCCAGACGGGUGAUUGAGAAUGCAUUUGGCAUUUUGGUUGCAAGGUGGCGAAUCCUUGGGCGACCUCUGGAAUGUCUGCCAGACAAAGCAGUUGACAUUGUAAAAGCUUGUUCUGUUUUACACAACUUCCUGGCCUACACAGAUGAGGUCACCACACCUGUUAGCAGAUACAUCCCUGCUAAUUUCACAGACACUGACACUACAGGGUCACCUCAGCAAGGGGAGUGGCGCAGAGUGGUGUCAGGGGACACAAAUCUUUUGGAACCACUAGAUCCACGUCACCUUUCAAGGGCCCGCUCCACCAGAGCUGCAGUUGGUGUGCGGAAUGACCUGAUGGCCUUCUUUCAAUCACCCCACGGAAUUGUGCCAUGGCAGAACAACAUAGUGUGUCGUGGUCAACUUGAUCUAUAAAUUGUACUGGUGUAAAAUAUAUGCACCUAUAAAUGACAUUGAACCAUGUUAAUAAAUACCAGGUUUUAAGUCAA